Molecule: messenger RNA, 332 nt
Organism: Enterobius vermicularis (human pinworm)
Lineage: Eukaryota; Metazoa; Nematoda; Chromadorea; Rhabditida; Oxyuridae
Source: the annotation of a GenBank genome assembly
AUGGACAAAGCAAAGAAGGAACUAACAGCAAUUGACAAUAAGCCGAGUAUAUCAGAGGUGGAAUACAUAGGAUUGCAUGAGGAACGAAAAGAUGAAAGUGCAUUCGAUAAGUUUUUAGAUGUGGAUACCUCAUUUGACCUUGUAUACAAGGAGAAAGUUAUAUCAGUGUGGGAUGUAUUUAUGGUGACGUUACGGUACGUAAUAGUUAUUCUGGCGUUGUAUGGAGCAAUAAGACACCGUUACGGUUACUACGUUCCGUUUAUGUUCUACAGUAUUGUGGUUAUCAUUCAUUAUGUGAUGGUUUUGGUUAGUCAUUAUUGCUUUCAUUAACC